Molecule: messenger RNA, 5292 nt
Organism: Mercenaria mercenaria
Lineage: Eukaryota; Metazoa; Mollusca; Bivalvia; Venerida; Veneridae
Product: antiviral innate immune response receptor RIG-I-like
Exons: 16
Coding region: 386-3868 (1160 amino acids)
Cellular component (GO): cytoplasm
Molecular function (GO): ATP binding; nucleic acid binding
Source: RefSeq, a predicted model, not a curated record
UCGAUAGCUAGAGUAAGCAGAUACCUUGAAUAGAGCUAUAUUAUGUUAGACUAAAUGUUAAAUUAAAAUACAAUACGACGUUUACUGCAAAUAGUGAUCAUAAAGUUAUACCGGAACUAAACUUGAAAGUACGUUUAUAUUUUAGGACUAAAAAUAUAAAAUUAUGCUAUAAUUAUUCCGUGAAGUGAUUUCAGUGCCACUAAGACCAAAUGUGUUAUUAUUUUUGUUUUUCAUUAGCUUUAAAACAUGCCAAUACACGGAUACCCGGUGAGAUUUAUUCACACUAUACUCAAGUGGGUGGAUUUAACGACAGAGGGUGAAGGAUUAAACGGAGUGAUAUAGCUCCUACACGUAUAUUACAUACCUUCUUGUAUCAGUAAGGAAAAUGGCAACUACUGGUAACGAGAGGCGUCUACGAUACUUACUGCUUCUUUGGGAAGGAGGGACAUUAGUAUUACACGAAAUACUUGCAGCAGAGACGGACAAGACAGGUCAGACACUGGAAACGUUGCUAAAAGCAAACGAGGGGCAUUUUAGACGUAAAACAGACAAACAAACAUUCCAGAAGAUUUUCCCAUCGGCUGGAAUUCGGGAUACAAAAACGUGGGAUAUAUCUCUAUUGGCGACAGUUAUUUUAAUGCUUUUCAAGAAUAAUCUCACAACAGACGUUUGCAACGAGAUAAGAAAAAUAAAGGAAUUGAGAAAUGAGCUUGCACAUAUUGCCUCACUCUCUAUGGAAGAAGAUGAGUAUGAUGAAGAUAGGAAAGAACUGGCUGCUACGUUGAUGAAGCUUACUAACGGUCUGGAUCGCACGGUCCAUGACAAAUGCCAACAUUUUAUUAAAGAUUUUUCCACAGGGCCUAUAGAUAUAAAUUCAGCUAAUGAAAGGGUAGCAGAUCUACGUAGAUAUGAUGAAUUAAUUUCGAAACAGUUUGAAAUUCUUACCGGAAAAGUAGAUCAAGUUCAUUACGAAUUGCAAGACAUCAAACAGAUGUUGAGAAGUGUGUUGCAGCUGGAAGAAGAAUGCUCCACUUUUAAAGUGAUUGGAACGGAAAUGGUGCUACGUUGUCCCAGCAAUCGCCUCAUAAAAUUAGCAGAAGAAUCUAUAAUACAGGUAUUUAAAGCUGCUUUGAAAAGAACUGGUGGAGAAGAGGAUAUUACAAAACUUGCCAUUGCUGUUAGGGCAAUAUUAAGUGAUAUCGAGAACUGUGACGGCGUGGAAGUAUCCGAAAUAGAGAAGCACUGUAUUAAGAUAAUUAUGAAAUGUAAAACCUGUAAAGGGUUGUUAGAACUGUUAGAAUAUAUAGAGAGCGAACGUUUGCAGCAGAGACUACUAGAUCUAUCAUCAGCACUGGCGGAGAUGUUCGAUGAGCGUUUCACUAUAACAGCAGAAAUAGCAGAUGAUAGUCUAGAAGAAUUACUGAAAAUGAGGGAGAGGGUCAGAGGAAUAUUACACCAGCCCGACGAAAUGCUACCAGCCAAAAAACAAAUAACUGUCACCGAUACAUCAUAUGAAAAUAUAUUGAAAUAUUCGUCUGAAGACACUGAAGUCGAAACAGAAGACGACCCCAGCCAGGACUCUGAUACUCUGCUGAAAGAUGAACGACGGAGAGUUCCAGUUUUAGAACAUGGGGAUAGUGGAAAUAACACAACAACGAUGACAUCUGCUGAGUGUGAACUUGAUACUAUAGAAGACAGCUUGCAGGAAGAGUUUGAAUUUAAAAUAUCUACAGAUUAUGAUGAAGUUGAAGCUGAAGAUGUGGACAUUCCUCUAAGAGAGUAUCAAAAGGAGCUUGCAAAGGAAGGGGAAGAAGGGGAAAAUGUUAUUGUAAUGGCGCCUACCAACACAGGGAAGACCAGAGUAGCUUGCAGAAUUAUGCAGGUCCAUUUACGCCGCCAGAGACAAUCUGGAAAGACUGGAAAAGUUAUAUUUCUGGUAGAUAAUGACGAAUUAGCAUUCCAUCAAGGAAAAGUUUGUGCAGAACUGUUACCUGCUUAUAGAACGAAGGUGGUCAGUGGUAGUAUUCUAAGAAGCAAGAAACAAUUUCUAUGGGACUUUCUAGACAGGAGAGAUAUUUUGGUGGUUACAGCUGAUGUUUUACCGGAUGCAAUAUAUUUGAAAAAAGUUGACAGCAUAGCCAAGUUUUCUAUGAUAGUUUUCGAUGAAUGUCACCUCACAAUUGACUUCCAUCCAUUCAAUGAGACCUUGAGCCUAUAUAUGGAUCUAAAGUUGAGAAAACAUGUGGAUGCUGAGCAACUACCGCAGAUUAUUGGGUUGACAGGAUUUCUUUGGUUUGGAGACGAAACAAACAACGAUGCUGCUAUGCACUAUAUGAAGAUAUUUCUAGCACAUCUGGACGCUAAAUAUUUGUGCACUGUGAGAAAAAACAAAGAGGAACUGAAACAAUAUAGAAACUAUCAAACAGAAGAAAUAGUUGUUUCCAAAAAGAAGUCAAAUGAUAGAUACAGAGGAGCACUCCUUGGUAUAAUGGAUACUAUAGACAAUUACAUGAUUACACAUCCAAGCAUAAAAACCAUUCAAGGACGUGAUGAGUUUAUCAAGACUUUAUGUCGUGUACCUGCCUGCCGAGGCACCGAACAAUUCAUAGGGUGGCUUAGUGAUUUUAAAGAGGGUUUAGGAAAGUUGCGAUCAGAUAAUAUACGCCGGAUGAUGAACCCCUGUCGAAUACAUUUAGAGGCAUACAAUAAAGCUUUACUUAUUCAUGCUGAUGCGAGAAUAAAAGAUGCCGAAGAAAUCCUUGAAGAGUUUAUGGGUAUAGAAAAAGUGAACGUUCCAGGAAAUGAUACAGACGUUUAUUUGCUGGAAUUGUACAAAGAUCUAAAGAGGAUUAACUUUACUGAUGAGCCGGAAAACCCUAAGCUACUGAAGAUGGAGGAAAUUGUAAUGCGUAUCUUUAACCACAACGAGGAGGCUCGUGGGAUAAUCUUUGUAAAGACCCGAGAACUGGCACAGGCAUUAGUUAAUUGGAUGAGAGAAACUGAACCGUUAAAUACAUUAAAUGCUUCGGAAUUUGUUUGUCAGACAGCAGCAAAAGCAAAAGGAGGUAUGACAAAAUGUGGCCAGAAAGACGUUUUGGAUUAUUUCAAAGGCGGGCGUCACAAAAUAAUCAUCUUAACAUCAAUAGCAGAAGAAGGGUUAGACAUUACAAAAUGCAAUUUCAUCAUUCGGUAUGAACAUGUCACAAAUGAAAUUGUACGGCUGCAAUCAAGAGGUCGCGCAAGGCAGCAAGACAGCAGAUAUUAUGUUUUGACAGAAGAAGGUUCCUGGAUUGUUGAAAUAGAAGAAAAGAAAGCAUUGCUAGAAAAUGUUAUGAAUAUCAUAUUACCAGAACUACAGGUUUACAUUGAAGAUCAUCCGAACCUUUGGGAAAGAGAGCUGCGAGAAAUGCAAGAGGAACAAAAACUCCAAGAAGAACUUCAACAAAAGCAGUAUCAAGCUAAUAUGACUAACGCUGAACGAGAAUUCCGAUGUCUGAACUGCAAUCAUUUUAUUUGCUUUUUAUCUGACAUACGUAAAAUUCAAGGCGCUCAUCAUGUGGUUGUUGAUGAAGGAGUUUCAGAGAGGCUGAUUUCAUUCCGCAAUCCGCAUCCAAGGUUUAUUGAUGAGGAACUGAAAUUCAAUGGUGCUAUAUUUUGUGGAAACCCUUACUGCCAAAGAGAACUAGGUGGCCUAUGUGAGUACAAACAUGCUGAAUUUCCACUGUUAAAAAUAAAGAAUUUUAGAGUUGUCAGUAGAAACGAUGAAGGCAAUACUUUCAAGCAGUGGAAGAAGACAAAUUUUGAGGUCGAGCCGUUCACGCUGGAAGAUCUUCGACAUGUUGCUGAACGGCGAAGAAGGGACAUAUAGAUAAUGAAAAAAGUUAAUACGAAAUGUAACAGUGUUGUGUUUCGACUUUCCUAAAACCUGAAUCUGUCUUCAAGGCAUGUCAUGACUUGACUUCACCUUCUAAACAUUUAAUUACACAGAUCAAGAUACGACUAUAAAAUUUUAUGAUUCAAUUAUGAUAACAUGUGUGAUUACUCGUCUUGAGUGUUAAAUGAUUAUACAUACAUGUUGCGAUGAUCUUGUAAAGCUAUGUUACAUUUACAUAGGAAUAGGGUGUUUGUAGCCAGGAUGUUUACCGUAGUAAUGGCUGUGUCCAUUUAAUUUGCAAAUCAUAUUAAGGUCUACUUAGGACAGUGCAUUUUAUGCCGAAAUUAAGAUCGUUAACUGCAUCAACAUUUUACAAAAAGCGUUCGUUCACAUUUAAAUAUUGGGAAAGUUGUUUUUUAAGUUAAGACAUUGUUUUCAGUGUUUAUAUCAUUUACUAUAGAUUUCGCAUUGUUAAAGGUUCGAGUCAGUCCAUGGUUUUGCGAAUGUAUUAGGUCUAAAAUAUAUUAAUGUUUAUUUUCCUGUUUUUUGCUAGAAAGCGUUUUUGAAACAAUUGAAUUGAAGUUUGGAAGUGGAAUUAUUGCGCGCAAAGUUUUUUGAGUCUAUAUCUGUUUAUGUCAGCGCAGUUGGCUCGGUAAGGUGAAUGCAGAUCUACUGAUAGAAGGGUCGAGAGUGGGAUCCCCGGCCGAGGUGUAUGUUCUUCGUGAUGAUUGAUAUACAUGUGGAGAACAGGAACACGGGUUAGGUUAACUGCCAACCGUUACAUGACUGAAAUACUGUUGAAAAACGGCUCUAAACCCAAAACAAACCAACAAACGAAAUUUAUUUAUGUUCUGCUCUAAGUGCUAAUCUUGUUCAUUAUCUAGCAUAUCUUUGUUUUAAGUAAAAACACAUUACUGUUUUCCAUCAAAGUAGAUGUUUCCGCUUAAUUAAACCACGCUUUGUGAGUCUGAUUGUGUCAUGAAUAUAUGGUUUUAUAUUUUCUGUGAUCAUAUUUUUGAGUCAGCUUUUUACCAAACUUAAGUUAUCACAAUAAGCGUUGGCAAUAUAAUGCACAUUACUCUGAACUAAUACUUGAAAAAAGACGUUGUACUACAAUGCCAUAGGUUAACUGCCUUAUAUGUAGAUUAGGUUGCAUGUUUGUAGAUUUAAACCAAGCACAUUUCGCGGGCUUAGCGCAAAACGGUUGUAACUCCUUAAUUUCAAGUUACAACCGUUUUGCGCUAAGCCCGCGAUUUUACUAAAUUAGUAUGUUUUAAUUGGUGAAUUUCAGUAAAAAGACAAAGUGAAAUAACCAAUCAUAUAUGGGUUUUUUUUCUACAUUCUUUUCAAUUGUUCUAGAAACUGUAUAUAUGGUUACAUUCUAUUAUUUAUUCUAAUAAAUUAACUGUUGUUUUGUA